GUGGCCGAGGAGCUCCGGGCCGGGCCCCUAGUCUGCACGCGGCUGGGCGUGGCCUCGUACUAACGGUCUCGUGCCGAAGUCGAGUGGGCUCUGGGUCACCAUCCAGGUGCUCUGUGGAGAAGCCGCGGAAAGCUAGCGACUCCAGUGCCGGCCAGAAGAGCAGCCAGCCGGGCUAGCAUCUCGUGAGCAACGCUAUAAUAAUGGCAAACUCCUUUGCAUCAAAGGCCUUCACUGCACUUUCAGAUCUGCAUCCAAAUAUGGCUAAUCUGAAAAUAAUUGGUGUAGUUAUUGGGAAAACAGAUGUCAAAGGCUUUCCAGACAGAAAAAACAUUGGAUCAGAAAGAUACACUUUCAGUUUCACUAUUCGUGAUUCACCAGCCUAUUUUGUAAAUGUAACAUCCUGGGGCAACGAAGAUUACAUCAAGUCACUUUCUGGCAGCUUUAGGAUUGGUGAGUGUGUGAUAAUUGAAAAUCCCCUGAUCCAAAGAAAGGAAAUAGAAAGAGAAGAAAAGUUCAGCCCUGCAACUCCUAGCAACUGUAAACUAUUGCUCAGUGAGAAUCAUUCAAUGGUAAAAGUUUGUUCCAGUUAUGAAGUAGACACCAAGUUACUUUCUUUGAAACAUUUACCUGUUAAAGAGUCUCGUGAUUAUUAUUCAUUGGGCGACAUUGUUGCAAAUGGACACAGUCUUGAUGGGAGCUUCCUUAAUAUCCUUGCGGCUGUGAGAUCGGUUGGAGAACCAAAAUACUUUAUAACUUCAGACCAAAGAAAAGGCCAGAGAUGUGAAGUUAAACUUUAUGAUGAAACAGAGUCUUCUUUUGCAAUGACAUGUUGGGAUAAUGAAUUCAUUCUACUUGCACAGAGCUGGAUGCCACAAGAGACAGUGAUAUUUGCCUCAGAUGUAAGAAUAAAUUUUGACAAAUUUCGGAACUGCAUGACAGCCACUGUAAUCUCAAAAACUAUUAUUACAACUAAUCCAGAUACACCAGAAGCUAACAUACUACUGAAUUUUAUAAGAGAAAAUAGAGAAACAAAUAUUUUGACUGAUGAAAAUGCCAGUUAUUUGAAAGAAUCCAUAAAUUUAAAUACAAUAGUUGAUAUCUAUACAGUUGAGCAGUUAAAGGCAAAAGCUUUGAAGAAUGAAGGAAAAGCCGAACCUUUCUAUGGUAUUCUCUAUGCUUAUAUUUCCACCCUGAACAUUGAUGAUGAAACCGUGAAAGUAGUUCGAAAUAAAUGCUCCAGUUGUGGUUAUAUUGUAAAUGAAGUAUCCAACACUUGCACAACUUGCAACAAAGAUUCUUCAGGAUUUAAAUCUGUUUUUCUCAGCUUCCAUAUGCUGGUUGAUAUUACUGACCACACAGGAACCCUCCAUUCUUGUAGUCUCACAGGAAAUGUUGCUGAAGACACUUUGGGCUGCACGGUAGAUGAGUUUCUUGCAAUGACGGAUGAACAGAAAACAGCACUGAAGUGGCGAUUUCUUUUGGAAAGAAGCAAAAUUUAUUUAAAAUUUGUUUUAUCACCCAGAACAAGGGGUGGACUGAGAAUUAGCAUACUCUCCUGUAAGCUUGCAGAUCCUACUGAGGCAAGUAGGAACUUAUCUGGACACGGACGUGUUUAAAAUUGAGUAUCAUUCUAAACUCUGGAAAAGUAUGAUAGUUUUAACUCCUUUCAAAUGAAAUGCUAGCUUGAGAAUUAUGGAUUAAAUUGUAUUUUGUUUAAGUGUGAUAAAAUGUUCUAUAAAUUAUCACUGUUUCCUCCUGGAGUUGAUUUGGGGCCAGUCUGAACACUUGUCUGAGCACACUCCUUGGAAGGCCAUUUCUGCUGGUUUUGCCCUGUUUCCUCCUAAGCUAAAAAAUACUUAUGUAGGUUAAUAAACAAGUUUAAUUUACA
Heterocephalus glaber (naked mole-rat) is the source of this 1888-nucleotide messenger RNA. Lineage: Eukaryota; Metazoa; Chordata; Mammalia; Rodentia; Bathyergidae. The record is from RefSeq and is a predicted model, not a curated record.